Equus quagga is the source of this 2166-nucleotide messenger RNA. RefSeq names its product dynein light chain Tctex-type 3 (gene DYNLT3). The coding region runs from base 73 to 423 and encodes 116 amino acids. Gene Ontology annotation, molecular function: dynein intermediate chain binding. The transcript has 5 exons. NCBI's taxonomy places the organism in Eukaryota, Metazoa, Chordata, Mammalia, Perissodactyla, Equidae. Gene Ontology annotation, biological process: microtubule-based movement. The record is from RefSeq and is a predicted model, not a curated record. Gene Ontology annotation, cellular component: kinetochore; cytoplasm; cytoplasmic dynein complex.
CCCCGGAGGCCAGUGCGCGGCCGCGGAGCUCGACUUGCGCGUCGCUCCGCCCUCGGGAGUGUCGGCGCCACCAUGGAGGAGUACCAUCGCCACUGCGACGAGGUUGGCUUCAAUGCUGAUGAAGCCCACAAUAUCAUUAAAGAGUGUAUAGAUGGGGUCUUAGGUGGUGAAGAUUAUAAUCAGAACAACAUCAACCAGUGGACUGCAAGCAUAGUGGAACAGUCCUUAGCACAUUUGGUUAAGUUGGGAAAAGCUUAUAAAUAUAUUGUGACCUGUGCAGUGGUCCAGAGAAGUGCAUAUGGCUUUCACACGGCCAGCUCAUGUUUUUGGGAUACUACAUCUGACGGAACCUGUACUGUAAGAUGGGAGAACCGAACCAUGAACUGUAUCGUCAAUGUUUUUGCCAUUGCUAUUGUCCUGUGAUGGACUAAAAAUGUUUGGCCAAAGCCAUUAACUUAAGAAUUUGUCAGUGUAUCCUUUCUAAAAAGAGUAGUAGUUACUCAUUAAUGUGCUAGAUGACAAGUGUGCAGUAUGCUUCCAAGCUAUCAACAAAAACUGAAUAUUAUAAGCAAGCAAUCUCAUAGUAAAUUGGGAGAUUAUCUCAUAUUCUAUACAGCAUCAUUUAAAUAAGAAAAUUUGACAUCAGCGAAAAACAAAUACGGAAACAUGGCAUGACGUGAAAAUAUAAUCUUACAUUUACACGGGCUUUUCACUAACAUUACAUACCUAAGGAGGUGGGGAAAUCCAUUCAGAUAAAAAAAUCCUCUUUCAGCUAGAGAAAUUAGCAGGGAUAAAUAUCUGAACAAAAAACAUUGCAAGGUUAAAGGUGGAGAAAAUAAUAAUUAGCUAACGCUUCUUGGGUUUUAUUUCUUCUCACCAGUUGUACAUGUGGUUUAGUGGAAAGUAAUUUUGCUCCUUUUUUUCCUAUCAACUAAUAUUACAGUAGCAACUAUUAUUAACCAGUUUACUUUUUCUGAGAAUUGUUAAGACAAUUUUUUAAAUUUCAAGUUCUUGGACUUACAUUUUAGGGCAAAUUAAAUCUGGUAACCCGAAUUCCGUAGUUAAAAUUAGUUUCAGUAUAUGAUGGAAAGGAUCUGACUCUAACAGCUGCCUUACAAAUCACUCAUUCCAUGGGGAACAUUUAUUGAAUGCCUAUCAUGAGCAUAUUUCUCUGCUAGGCAUUACAGUUGUCAAUAUGUCGUUCAAAUUCUAAGUUUCUUUGGCACCUGUUCAUUCAGACAACUAACAUUUAUUAUUUGGGGAAGACAAAAAAAAGAGUUGUUUUACAAGAGAGGAAAAAAAGUGAAUCUGGUUAUUCAUGUAGCAGUAAGCAAAAUGAAAAGCACUUACGCUGACAGAGAAUUAUGGAUGUAAUUUUAAGAAUUGCUCCUAGCAAGUAAAAAAAUACAUAAAAUAUGCAACUCUUAGUUAAAGGCCUUAUUAGCAGUUUAACUAUAUAAGUAGUAAAUGUUGUCAUUGCUUUAGUUAAAACCAUCUGUAAAUAAUUUUAAAUACUAAUUGUGUGGGGUUCAAAUUGAGUAGAAUAAAGUAUAAAUUAAAAGUAUACAAUCAUUAGCAGGUUAUUGAAAAUCUCAGGGUAUAUGGAAUGUAGUUCAAUUUAUUAAGAAAAUAAAACAUGAAAAAUUAGGGUACAAGGCUGGCCACCAAAUGCGAAGUCAAUCUGCUAUUUAACUUUGAAAACAAGCAAUUUUACAUAUUACCACUAACACUAAUACAUAUAGGUGAUGGAACCAUGAUUCAUUGAAUUUUGGGGGUAAAGAAAAGCUUAGUAUUAGUAUUGACAAUAUUAAGAUAGUAUUCUUGUAGGAAUGCUAUGUGCAUGUUUGAUAUUUUGCUGAGUAAUGAAUUGUUCAAUAUUUAAGGAGAAUAUUAAGAAAACACAAGGGUAGAGUUUAAUACAGCGACCGACAUUUUUGGCACAUCAAAAAUUCUCAUAGUCAUUACCUUUAUGUUACUUUACGCUACUGGCUUUUGUGCCCUUGAAGAUUCUAACAGUGACCAAAAUAAUCUGUGUGGUUAAGGCUCACUUUGAUUAUUGUUAUUGAAGCCUGAUUUUAAAAGAAUAAUAAUCAAAAAUACCUCGUGAACUUGCUAUCUGCUCUGUUUCUAGUUAAAAUAUAAUAAAGAUUAUCUGCCUGUGCUGUA